This is a messenger RNA of Danio aesculapii, 1887 nucleotides long. RefSeq lists its product as uncharacterized. The transcript is spliced from 5 exons. The record is from RefSeq and is a predicted model, not a curated record. NCBI's taxonomy places the organism in Eukaryota, Metazoa, Chordata, Actinopteri, Cypriniformes, Danionidae. The coding region runs from base 134 to 781 and encodes 215 amino acids.
CUCACCGCCCCUUUCCAUUCAAAGCAACCUUGAGCCACACAUCAGAGCAUUUCAUCCACAGCCUCUACUGACUGCUUUAGGAGCCUGUGAGAUUGCUGAAGUUUGACUUGGAGAAUAGUGACCAACAGAGACCAUGAUGAGAAUCAUACUGCUGCUGCUGCUCACCCUGACGGGGCCUUUCUGUAUCUUUACCCAAGCAAGUCCUACGGUGCCACCAUCAAGUUUGGAAAUGACUUCAGAACAAACAUCUAGGUCAGCACCAACUGUCAUAAAACAAACAGAGGAAACAUCUCCUGCAGUAGCUUCGACACAAGCACCAGUUCUUGAUACUACAGAACAAUUAACUGUCAUGACUAAAGGAGUACCAGCAGCUUCCACGAAUGCACAAGUGACGCAAACAGAAUCUGCAGCCCCAACAGCAGCAACUGAAUCACCAAAAGCUGGAACUGAAGAGAAAAACGACACUCAAACCACAGCUGGUGCCGCAACUGAUCAUGUUGUAGAGUCGGGAGUUCUGAUGGACAACAUCAAUGAAACAGAGUCAGAACCAGUAGAUAUAGAGAAUGAAGGAAUGGGCACUGGACAGGUGGUGGGGAUUGUAAUUGGCGCAUUGAUUGGAGUGAUUGUUGUCAUCGCUAUAAUCAUUCUGGUUGUCAGAAGAAUGGGCCAGUACUCGCCUGCAAAGAAACGAAAGCCUCAAAAACAAGACAGCAUCUUGAUCUCUCCCCUGAAAAGAAAGGCUCGACAGGAAGAGAAGAAGAAGAAAUCCGGGAAGUUCUGAACUAUUGUUCUAAUGUUAAAAACAAUGCAAGCAGCACUCUCACCAUCCAUCCAGGACAUUAAAGGGAGCGGCACUGUGCCCCCAUCCCAUUUCCCCUUGAAAAAGAUGCCCCCACAAAAUCACUUUAACACCUACAAACAUCCCCUUAUUUAGUCUACGAAGUCUCAUUUAGUCUCCAACGGUGGGAGCCCACAGUAUCUUUAAUAAAAUAAAAGAAAUUCAUAAAGUAACAGGAGAUGAGUGAAUGUUUCUAUGAAGGGCUUAAUAAACAUAAACAAAAUGCGCAUGCAAGUAAAUGCUUGUAUGUGUGUAUUUUUUUACAUUUCAAGUGUAAAUAUCACACACACAAAAAUACAUAUUGUCUUUAUCUGCUUCGAAUUUCUGUUUUUACUCCCUACAGAUAUGUCCAAUAAGACUAUGACGCAUUAUGUACAGUGUAUGAACUGUUAUAAGCAGAUGCUUCGGAUAUUUCUGUUCUCAAGAUGAGUAAUUGACUAGCGGCAUUAACUGAUACGUUGUGAAUUAUAAGGGAGCAGCACACAUUAAUGGCUUGAGAUUCACUCUUGCAGUGUAUUAACACAGAGUGGCUUGACUGUGUUGUUCUUAAUUGUCACCCAUUCCAAAAGUGACAUCACUUCCUCUGAGAUGCAUUAUUAUGUGUUCCAGUCAGCUUAGCUCCAGCAUGCAGCUGCUAUUGGCAAGUAUUACUAAAAUCCUGAUGUUCCUCACAAAACAAGCAUUUUGCAUGGUCUAGUUGUUUGCAUUUCUUAUAUUGUCAGUGUUGGGGUUUGUGUUAUUUACUGACGUUCUUCAGUGUAGCUCUCUAUUCAGAGCAUAGCUUCAAGAGAUCAGUAAUAGGAGCACUGAAUGAUAAAUAAAAUACAUGUUUAAUAUUGAGAAGGGACUUCAGACACGGCGAGUGUUUGCAAUGAUAUUUUGUGUGUAUUUUUGGCAGAUUCCUCUUUAUAUCCUGUUACGACAUAAUCUUGCUUUCCCAUCUGAUGUCAGAAUCCACUUAAAUCCGAGUCUUUGUCUUUGUAUUUUGGGGGUGGUGUUUUUUUGUUGUUUUUUGUUCAGUCAAGUUUCAAUAAAAAAGUUCCAAAGUA